This is a messenger RNA of Salmo salar (Atlantic salmon), 3646 nucleotides long. Its product is annotated as B-cell receptor CD22. The record is from RefSeq and is a predicted model, not a curated record. NCBI's taxonomy places the organism in Eukaryota, Metazoa, Chordata, Actinopteri, Salmoniformes, Salmonidae. Gene Ontology annotation, biological process: cell-cell adhesion. Gene Ontology annotation, cellular component: membrane.
CCCGGAUGUAUUGCAAUAUACUGAACAAGACUGGUUACUCGCAUCAAUGCCUCUGUCUCGUCAUUUAACAUUGAAACAUGGUGUCAGAGUCGGAUAACUAACCAUGCUUUCCGCAAAUUAGAGUCACCUGUUCUGGUUUACCCCCCAAAAAAUGCUUAUUUGAGUAAAACUUCGCCGGACGCCGGAAUUGUCCUUAGCUUGAGUGAGUUUGCUAGUUAGCUUCAGUGUUGUUAGCACCGGUUAGACAUGGUAGCGAACAUUCCCCCUCCCGCCGUUAUGAAGCUCAGCGGAGAUUGGAGCACAAACUGGGAUACGUUUAGAGGUGAAUGGGAGGACUAUGCACUAGCAACUGGACUUCGGGAAAAGGACGAUGAGGUAGUGGCUGCCACUUUGCGGACUAUAAUGGGAACUGAAUGCCGACACGUAUACAAACACAACCUGAACCUAACAGCAGCUCAGCAAGACUGCAGGGUUGGAGAUGCAACAAUGUCCUUGAGAACAGCAGGAAGUGUGCUGGUGGUCUUUCUCUUGUCUGUAGCAGUGUUUCUGGGGCUGAAUGGCUGGAGUGUGACAUACACCACACAGAGUAUUUGUGCCUUGAAGGGGUCAACAGUGAAGCUGACCUGUUCUUACACAUAUCGCAUUGGUCAUAAAGUCACAACAACCUUCUGGUUCACUAAAUGGGGGACUAGUGCAGAACCUGAAGAUCUGGGUCGGGACCCAGAGUAUGCAGGUCGUCUGGAGUAUCAUGGGGAUAAGGAGAAAGACUGUACCCUGAGAAUCAAAGACCUGAGAGAGAGAGACUCAGCUGAGUAUAAGUUCAGAUUUAAAACAGAUCAGAACGGGAAAUAUAUUGGCAGUCCUGGAGUCACUCUGUCUGUCACAGGUCUUCAGGUGAAGGUGACUGGUGGACAUCAGGAUAAGACACUGACCUGUAUCACCACCUGUACUCUGACUGGUAACCCCACCUACAUCUGGUACAAGAACGGACACAAAGUAAAGGAGGACACUUCCAGCCUGUACUCAGACUACUUUAGUGAUGCAGACAGUUACUCCUGUGCUGUAAAAGGCCGUGAGGAUCUCCACUCUCCUGCAGUGUGUCAGAAGUGUUGGAGUGUGACUUACACCCGUCAGAGUAUCUGUGCUAUGAAGGGGUCAACAGUGGACAUACUCUGCUCUUACACAUAUCCCAGUUAUCAUGAGAUCAAAAAAGCUUUCUGGUUUACUAAAUGGGAGUCUGGUAAGGAUCCUGAAGAUCUGAGCUCAGUGCCAGGGUAUGAGGGUCAUAUAGAGUACCUUGGGGAUAAGGAGAGUGACUGUACCCUGAGAAUCCCAGACCUGAGAUUGAGUGACUCUGCUGGGUACAGGUUCAGAUUCAUAACAUCUGGAGAAAGGUUUGCUGGCUCACCUGUCUCCCUGACUGUCACAGAUGUUGUGUUGGAGAUGGAUCCUACAUCUGUGUCAGAGAGGGAGAAUGUCACACUGACAUGUAGAACCAAAUGUACACUGGACCCCAUCACAGCCUACAGUUGGUAUAAGAAUGGACAGCCUAUACCAAACAGCAACACCUACUCUCCUGUCUAUAGCCUAUUCUCAGUCAGCAGUGAGGAUACAGGCAGAUACUCCUGUGCUGUAGAAGGCCAUGAGGAUCUCCCCUCUGCUGAAGAGACUCUCACUGUCACAUAUAGCCCAAGGAACACCUCAGUGUCAGUCAGUCCCUCUGGUGAAAUACUGGAGGGCAGUUCAGUGACUCUGACCUGCAGCAGUGAUGCCAACCCACCUGUGGACAAAUACACCUGGUACAAGAAGAAUGUAGCCUCACCAAAAGCAUCAGGACAGAGUUACAGCAUCACUAACAUCAGCUCUGAGGACAGAGGAGAAUACUACUGUGAGACCCAGAAUGGAAGAGGAUCUAUGAACUCUACAGCUCUGAUGAUCAUUGUAGCAGGGAAACAAACCUCAAUUUUGACUGCAGCUGUAGGAAUCAAAGUUGUUGUUCUGGUUCUCAUCCUCUGUCUCUCUGGCUUCAUGUGGUUCAGAGAGUCCGUCCUGACAGUGACACGUACACAGCUCUGAACAUGAGGACCAGGUCACCAGAGUAUGACACCCUGGCAGUAAGUGUGUGUAUAUAAAAUGUUUAGUGGGAGUGCUACUUCAGUAUGUCUUCUUUCAGAAUGUGAGGGGAAUCACCCACUGAAGUGAAGCACCACAGAACCUGGACUGAAGAGAAGCACCACAUAACCUGGACUGAAGAGAAGCACCACAGAACCUGGACUGAAGAGAAGCACCACACAAUCUGGACUGAAGAGAAGCACCACAGAACCUGGACUGAAGAGAAGCACCACAUAACCUGGACUGAAGAGAAGCACCACAGAACCUGGACUGAAGAGAAGCACCACAUAACCUGGACUGAAGAGAAGCACCACAGAACCUGGACUGAAGAGAAGCACCACAGAACCUGGACUGAAGAGAAGCACCACACAAUCUGGACUGAAGGUUCGAAUACAAAACUAGUCCUUACACCUCUAUUCUAUUGCUGCCAUAUCUACAAGUUUUUCCAGACCAUGAACUUUAACUUUUGAGUAAAUGCUGGAAUAUAUAUUUUCUUUUCUUAUAAUGAUAAUUAUGUAUAUUGAUGAUAAAUGGGAUAUUGCCAUAUACAGAUGUUUUAUAACAUCAAUAGUCCUACUUUCCUCAGCAACUAAUAUGGAUAAUAUUGAUAACAGCUUUUUAAUAUUUUUAGCUCUUGGGUCAAGUUUCUCCUGAAGUGGUUGAUGAUGAUUUACUUUGUAUUGCUGUCAGAUAUUAUUAGUAAUUUGAUAAUACGUAAUACCAUGUUGUUCAGUGUCAUGAUAUUUUUUUAUAAAAAUACAUGUAAUCAGUACAUUACAUACAUUUAAACAUGUGCAGUUUUUACUUUGUAUUGCUGUCAGACAUUAUUGCAUAUUUUAAAUGAAUUAUUAUUUUAUUUUAGGUUUUACCAUAUUGUUCAUUUUACAUUACAUGUUUACCUUUUCAGUUUAUACAGGAUAAACAUCAUAUAAGCUUCAUGUUGUAAAUAAGCUAAAAGUUUAAGACAAUAAAUACAUUCAUUAGUUGAUUAACUAUUAAUACAUUGAUCCAUAACUAUUUCCACUCUGCUGUUGUUUCUUGUAUUUCUGCCUAUUGGACACAUGAUGUCACCAUUGAACAGAUCAACACCCAGCACUGAUCCUCACCAGUUACAUUCACUGGUCAGCUGUUUGUUAACCUAAUAACCCAUCUCCAACCACCCCACUAUAUAAAGUGAAGAUCUGAGGUCCACACCCAACCCUAGCCUACAAAUGUAGAAAUGUUCUAUAGGCUACAGUCAAAGACGGCAGAAUUAUUUUUCGAAUAAUUUAGACAUAUUUCUACUUGUAAUUUCCGAUAUUUUGGUUGGCUAUUUGUUAGUCAACUUGUCUAUAAUUUCUAAAAACAUGCAGUGGCGACACGUCAUUCAAGGCAGCUGAGGCAGAGAUAAAUCUGUUUUGAGCCCCACCUGGUUAGCUUUUUUGUUGUUGCUUGUUUUGAAUGGUAUUUUGGCAUUAAUACGUGUCACAUAUCAGUUUGCAAACAAAGUUUAAAAAAAUAAAGCAUUGCAUUAAUAAAGUUGAAUACAAACAUG